AGACACGUGAGAGGAGCAGAUUCCUUGUCAGCUCCACUGGUCUAUAAAGCUGGCUGUCCUGUUACAUCACCUACCAUCAGUUCACUUGACGGCAGCAUCUCUGUUCUCGAGUAUUUGCUGGCAUCAUCAUGUUGAUGAGAAACUACAAUCGCCAAAUCGGAGGUUUUGCUUUGACCAUGGUGGCCUGGAUACUUUGCUGCAUCUCCAUGAGGCUCCCUCAGUGGCAAAUAUGGCACUAUGAAGAUCCUGUGACUUUCAAGCCUACAGUAGCUUUUGUGGGCAUAUGGAGAGCCUGUGUUCUCCACAAUGGCAACAACUCCAGCAACAUCAGAAUAUGUCAUCAAUACAACUACUAUGACUCCUUUGUUCCACUGUAUAUUCGAAUAAACCAGCACCUGCUGCUGGUGUCAAGCUUGCUUGGGCUCUUUGGGAAAAUCACCACUAUUAUUGCACUUUGGACCAUGAGUAUGGGAAGAGUAUGGCGGAAUUCCAUCUGCAAUCCAUUCAGCGUUUCAGGGAUUCUGAAUAUCAUCACUAGCAGCUUUCUUUACUUUGCUGUUUUAUUAAAUUACAUAUCCACCAUUCGCAAGUGGGGGGUUGCCUUUCCACCAUCUUUCAAUAUGCCUUCCCACCCUGACACUCAGAAGAUGGGCAGUGCCAUGUCUCUGGCAAUUAUAUCUGUUGUUUUCUUUCUCUUCAGUGGCACAAUUUUCCUUUCUUCAAAUUUAGCCAUAGGCAAGACACCCCGAUCCAAAAUUUAAAAGUAAAUUGCUAUCUUAUACCACCUUGAAACUCCAGCAAAGAUACUCAAAAUGAUGGCAAAUGUGGCCUGUGUGUGUGUGGGUGGGGGGAAUGUUCAA
This is a messenger RNA of Peromyscus leucopus (white-footed mouse), 860 nucleotides long. RefSeq names its product claudin-34-like. The record is from RefSeq and is a predicted model, not a curated record. The transcript has 2 exons. Gene Ontology annotation, biological process: bicellular tight junction assembly; cell adhesion. Gene Ontology annotation, cellular component: bicellular tight junction; plasma membrane. Bases 129 to 761 code for a protein of 210 amino acids. Gene Ontology annotation, molecular function: structural molecule activity. NCBI's taxonomy places the organism in Eukaryota, Metazoa, Chordata, Mammalia, Rodentia, Cricetidae.